AUGGAAAAAGAUAUAGAUGAAAUAAAUAAAAAAUUUAUAUCAAAAAUGGAGAAAGAUAUAGAUGAAAUAAAAAAAAAAUUUAUAUCAAGAAUUGAUAAAGAAAAAAAAAAAAAGCAUAAAACUAAUAUUUUAUUGAUUGGUCCGGUUGCAGGCGGUAAAUCUCAAUUAAUUUAUUUCUUUGCAAAAGAAUAUGUAAAUGAAGAGCAACUAUCAAGAAUGAAUAUCAGCAAAUCAGGUGAUGGUACAAAGGAACUGGUUAUAAUUGAAACCGAUAAUGCCAUAUACUAUGACUACAGGGGAAAGAAAGAGAAUGAAACUAUUGAAGAAUAUUUAGAGGCAAUUGAAAAUGCUCUUGGCUCAAAAUGUAAAACAAUUGACUUAAUAUUCGGUGUUAUUCGAUUGUAUAAUGAGAGAGAUUGUGAUAUCAUUCUAAUGAAAGAAAUUUUAUCAAGUAUUAAAGGCCAUUACCCAGAUAACAAAUUAGAGAAAACCGAAUUCAUUAUAUUCAUGACCAAGGAAGAUGAGGUCACCUCUCCUUUAAGCAAGUCCAUAGCUGAUGAUAGACUUGAAAAGUGCAGGAAUAUAUUCAAAGACAUCAAAGGCGAUGACAAAAGAAAACCACAUAAAUAUAAUAAGACCCUAUUACUAUUAGUAAAAAAUAUAUCCUCUACUCGAAUAAAAAUACCCAAAUUAGAAUGCAAUGAUGCAGAAGAUUAUCAAAUAGAUCAAAAUGAUUUAGAAAAAAAGAAAUGUACUCAAAAAAAAAUCAAUUUUUACAAUGGAAACGUUGUUUUUUGUGAAACUUGCUCAACUAUUUUUCUUACUGAAGAUAAUAAUAUAAAAGAUAAAGUCUAUAAAGAUUUUAUCCAUGGCAAAAAAAUAAAAACUAUUGAAAGCUGCCAAAUCAAAAACUCUCGACCCAAUAAAAUAUUAGAAACAUUUAUACAAUACGCAGUGGAUCAAAAAAUUUUUACAAUAAUUGUAAAUGAAGAGUAUGAUAUGCAAAAGAAAAUUUUUUAUGAUGUUCCAUCAUUAUUAAAAAGCAAAAUAGAAACAUGGGAAUGCAAUCACCAAUCAAACCCUAUUGAAAAAUGUACAGUUUGCUACCAAUGUAGUGAUAAAAAUCUCUAUAUUAACAUUUCAAAACAAUUUAAAUUUACCCAUUCCAGUGAAGAAAUUGCCAGUCAAGAGAGUAAAAGAUGGAAAUCAGUUAGUUCUCUCAGCUAUUCAUUUCAACUGCUGAUAUCUCCAGUCACUUUGAUGGUUCAAAAAUUUAUUUAUGACCCAAAUAAUGACUAUCUAGGUAGCUGGGCUUUGUUUUACUGUAUUUUAUUUAGAACUUUGUCAAAUGAAAUAUUAAAGCAAACAAUAUAUAUAUAUACAAAACAAAAUAAAAAUCACGAUAUAGAUAAAACAAAAGAAUUUUUAAACUAUUCUAAUCUUUGGGAAAAUUUGAAAAAUAGUGAAACCCUGCUAACAAAAAGAAUCAAAAAACAUAUUCGAGUAAACUCCUUAGAUUUUACUUGUAAAUCAUUGGCUAGCGAAGAAUUUGAUAUUUACGAUCCAAAAACAGAUAGAAAUAACGAAUUAAACAAUGGUCCUGUUGCUCACAUUAAAAAUUUAAUGAUCAACUUAUCAAUAUCAUCAGAAAAAGAUUUAAAUAUAUUAAAUAGAAUUAUUUUUGAUAAUAAUAAUAAUAAUGAUAAUAAUAAUAAUAAUAAUAACAAUAAUGAUAAUAAUAAUAAUAAUAAUAACAAUAACAUUAACAUUAACAAUGACAGCAAUAAUAAUGAUAAUAAUAAUAAUAACAAUAAUAAUUAA
This is a messenger RNA of Dictyostelium purpureum, 1821 nucleotides long. RefSeq lists its product as uncharacterized. The record is from RefSeq and is a predicted model, not a curated record. Lineage: Eukaryota; Evosea; Eumycetozoa; Dictyosteliales; Dictyosteliaceae. The transcript has a single exon. The coding region runs from base 1 to 1821 and encodes 606 amino acids.